AUGAGCUGCAGCCGCAUGUUCAUGCAGGACAGAGGAUGUAAUGACGGUUUGGGAUUGCUGAGCGUUGGCGGCAUCUCCUCUUGUGAAAGCCAAAUCGUCCGCAGUCCUCCGAUGUCCAGCGCAUCCCUCCAUACAUCCUGCAAUUCUCUAGAAGCAGCAGGGCCUUCAGAAAGCAUGGAUUUCUGUAGUGACCACGAAGUGUCUUCUAUCGAGUCUACAUCUCUAGGAGUGUCACCUGCAGACUCUGUGGACAGCAGUACAGAAAACCAUGUCAGUCUAAGGAAGAAAGUGAAGAACAGGAUCUGCUCACUCUUCAAGAGGACAUGGAAUGCUAUAAAGCGUCCUUCGUUCAGUUGUGAAACACUGACAGAGCCGUUCACGCCUCCGUCUAAUGACACAGAUCUAGACGGUGCAGAUUCAUCACGUCUUGCGGAUCCUAGGCUGGCUGAAUGGAGCUUUGACAGUGCCAACAACCCCUUUGAAGGAGGACGUGACAAUAGCCUGGAACUGUUAAGCAUUAGCAGUGACAUAUCCUCCACUGAGGAACGAAGUUGGUCUCGGCAGAGUGGCCCUGCUAGAGAAGAGUGCGCAUGUUCUGAUCGUGAGAACACGUACGCAACAGAGUCUUCCCUGAGCCUGAAGGAGCCGAGUGACGAAGUGGCGCCUUCUGUGGAGAACAGCACAGAAAAACACCGCGGUUUGAGGAAAAGGAUGAAGAAAGGGAUUUCUUCAGUCUUUAAGAAAGCAUGGAAGCCCUUAAAGUGGCCCUCCUUCUGCUGCUGCCGCGGGACCAGAGUUGAGCCAUUUGUGCCUCUACAAGAGAACUCGGGCCGAAUCCAGAGCCAGCUGAUCCCAAACCACACUUUGUUGCAGAGCCCUUUGGUUUUCAAUGAUUUAUUGAAAUCUGCAGAUGGAGGAGGAUGGCCUGGCGUUGUCGCAGCGGCCGAAGAGCUCUCGCUGGAGGAGGGCGAGCUGGGCCCAGCGGCCUUGGAGGUGGUGGUGCCCGCCGUUUUGUAG
Messenger RNA from Puntigrus tetrazona (Sumatra barb), 1017 nucleotides. RefSeq lists its product as uncharacterized. The transcript has 4 exons. The record is from RefSeq and is a predicted model, not a curated record. The coding region runs from base 1 to 1017 and encodes 338 amino acids. Lineage: Eukaryota; Metazoa; Chordata; Actinopteri; Cypriniformes; Cyprinidae.